AAACCAAUACCCCGCACAGAAAAAGGUUAACAUGAAAAUUUCAAUUUAUAUCGUUCUUACCAUUCUCUUCAUUUCGAUGGUAUGUUAUAAAAUACCAUACACUGAGGCAAGGCAGUUGCGAGAAACCGACAGUGCAGAUCGUGAUCAUCAUUUCACAGCCGGUAGCACUGAUGAUUUUGGGCCUACUUAUCCGGGUAAUAGUCCGGGUAUUGGUCAUAAAUUGAAGGAGAAUAAUGAAAUAGUCGACGCGUUUAAAGAUGACUUCAAGCCUAUGACACCAGGACAUAGUCUCGGCUCUGGAUAUGUUGUCAACAAUGGGCCUAAGGCGUAGAAAAUGUUCUAAUAGUUGAGCAAACUUCUUCGUUGAUUUUACUAA
Brassica napus (rape) is the source of this 376-nucleotide messenger RNA. RefSeq names its product precursor of CEP6-like. Gene Ontology annotation, biological process: regulation of root development; root development; regulation of leaf morphogenesis. The coding region runs from base 32 to 331 and encodes 99 amino acids. Gene Ontology annotation, molecular function: hormone activity. The record is from RefSeq and is a predicted model, not a curated record. The transcript has a single exon. NCBI's taxonomy places the organism in Eukaryota, Viridiplantae, Streptophyta, Magnoliopsida, Brassicales, Brassicaceae. Gene Ontology annotation, cellular component: extracellular region.